UGUACAGACUUUGAUAUUGAAUUAAACCUGUGUUGAUUGAUAUCUUGGACAUGUUAUGAGUAUAUCAUUGUGCGGGAAUAUUACGGAUACUCCUUUGUUGUGUAGAAAAUUCUAUAACAAUAACAAGUUAAAUUAAAGUUCGAUGAAAACAAACUAUGUCACCUAUAAGGUCAGCUCUUCAUGUGUAUAAAGAAAAUACAUUUAUAUAUCAUUGGGCGGAUGUUCUAUCGCGAAAAUAAUUAUAAAUGUUAAGUCUGGUUUUAAACAAGAUGAAAUGUCGCUGCAUGGCGGUGCACCGGGCAGCCACCGGCCGCCAACGCGCUCAACAACCAGAAGUCCGUUACCUGCAGACUGCAAGUACGGAGACCACAUCGAAACGUGCGAUGUACAGGACGGCAGGCAGUGCUACAACACCACAGUGCUCAAGCAGUGCUGUGCCACUUGCCAUGGCUAUGACACGCAGAUACCAGACUGCAAAUACGGAAACAAGAAGCCUUCUUGUCGGGUAGAGCUCUGUUCAAACUACACCCUUGUCGAUAGGGCGGACUGCUGCAAGACAUGCAAGGGGUCGUUCAUCAAUAACACACAGCAGGCGACCACGGGGAUACCUAGGACAACGUUGGGGCCUACACUGGAAGGUCCAGGAGCUGUGACGGAAGGGCUGAAAAAUAAAGCGGACACAGAAUCACUUCCAGACUGGGUAGUCCCAACGGUUACAACAGGGGGGCUGGCCCUGUUGGUUCUCGCCGUCAUUCUUGCAGUGUUUAUUCUACGUCGAAGUCGGAAAAGAAGUGCAGCCAAGUCAUCCUCUCUCAGCAUGGCAACAGUUGAUAGCAACAUAAGCCAUCGCGCCCCCGUCCCCCUUCCCCGCCCCGACAGCACCAAAGCCGAAAGCGUCCGGGAGCAGACCCCUAGUGAGGAAUAUGACUACAUUGGCCAGGAAUAUAUCGAACAUGCGGACAGGUAA
Dreissena polymorpha is the source of this 967-nucleotide messenger RNA. RefSeq lists its product as uncharacterized. Bases 275 to 967 code for a protein of 230 amino acids. The transcript has 5 exons. NCBI's taxonomy places the organism in Eukaryota, Metazoa, Mollusca, Bivalvia, Myida, Dreissenidae. The record is from RefSeq and is a predicted model, not a curated record.